AUGAAAGCUCUCAUUCAACGAGUUAUGCAAGCAAAUGUUACAGUUAAUGGUGAAAUGAUUAGUAGUAUCGGACAAGGAUUGUGUGUUUUUAUUGGGAUUUCGAACACUGAUACCGUUAAAGAUAUGGAGUAUAUGGCCCGUAAGUUACUCUCUCUAAGGUUAUUUAACGAUAAAGAGGAUAAAAAAUGGAAACAAAAUAUAGUUGAUGCAGAUUAUGAGUUACUAUGUGUCAGCCAAUUUACAUUAUAUAACACAUGGAAGGGUAAUAAACCAGAUUUCCACCUUGCAAUGCCCGGAGACAAAUCCAAAGAGGUUUAUGAACAGUUUCUGCAAUUAUUAAGAGAUCAGUAUAAACCUGAUAAGAUCAAAGAUGGUGUUUUUGGUGCUUACAUGCAGGUAUCUAUACAAAAUGAUGGGCCUGUUACAUUAGAAUUAGAAUCGCCUGUGAGCAAUGGAAAAGUAAAAAAUUUAAAAGAAAAGGCUUCACAGGAUCCUUUAGAAUCAAAUAUAGAUGAUAGAGAUAGAUAG
Leptosia nina is the source of this 528-nucleotide messenger RNA. Lineage: Eukaryota; Metazoa; Arthropoda; Insecta; Lepidoptera; Pieridae. The record is from the annotation of a GenBank genome assembly.